This is a messenger RNA of Seriola dumerili (greater amberjack), 957 nucleotides long. RefSeq names its product dynactin subunit 6-like. Gene Ontology annotation, biological process: mitotic spindle organization. Gene Ontology annotation, molecular function: dynein complex binding. Gene Ontology annotation, cellular component: dynactin complex. Lineage: Eukaryota; Metazoa; Chordata; Actinopteri; Carangiformes; Carangidae. The coding region runs from base 11 to 598 and encodes 195 amino acids. The transcript has 7 exons. The record is from RefSeq and is a predicted model, not a curated record.
CAUCGCAAGGAUGUCAGACGCCAGCAAGCAAAUAAUGGCACAGAAAAGUACUAAAAUUGCAGCUGGGGCUGUUGUGUGUGUUGAAAGCGAAGUAAGAGGAGAUGUGACCAUUGGUGCUAGAACUGUUGUUCACCCUAAAGCAAGGAUCAUAGCAGAGGCAGGGCCUAUUGUCAUUGGAGAGGGGAAUCUAAUAGAGGAGCAGGCUCUUAUUAUUAAUAGUUAUCCAGAGAAUAUAAUGCCAGACACAGAGGGAGUUGAGCCAAAGACCAUGACUAUUGGGGCCAAUAAUGUAUUCGAAGUUGGAUGUGUCUCUCAAGCUCUGAAAAUUGGAGACAAUAAUGUGAUUGAGUCCAAGGCUGAUCUCGGAAGAAAUGUGAUUCUGACCAGUGGCUGCAUCAUCGGCGCGUGCUGCCAGAUCAACAACUGUGAGGCCGUGCCAGAGAACACGGUUGUGUACGGUUCAAACUGCAUCAGGCGUGUGCAGAGUGAGAAGCCACAGCCUCAGACUCUGCAGCUCGACUUCCUCAUGAAGAUUCUGCCCAACUACCACCACCUGAAGAAGACGGCUAAGGGCAGCGGCACGCCUGUGAGAAACUGACAUGGAGGGAUCAAACCUCCUGCGACUCAAAGCAUCUGCACACACAGACGCCACAAUCAAACACAUUUCCCUCCACUCGCACUUGUCUUACACUUUAUUGUUGUUCCCUAAUGUCUAACAGGUUACCUCUAGCAUUGAAAAUUACCAUCACACUCUACCUUUCUUCCUUCAUUUGAAGAAUCAUCACUUUUCUUUUCUUUCUUACUGACUGUUUCUAGUUUUGCACUUUUGCUUUCAGAUCAAUAUUAUGAUUAUUUAUGAUAUAUUUUGGCCCUGAAAUGAUACAUUUCCAGUGUCAUUUUUAUGUUAAUCAAUUAUAUUAAUCUGUAUAUAUAAUUGUUCCAAAAAAAACAUAAAUA